GUGGCCUUGCCUGCCAGCAGCACCAGUGCUUAAACUGGACUGCACGUCCAGGUUCUUUAGCUGGCUCCUGCAGGAUGCUCUUUUGCUGAGGUUGUUGACAAAAUUGCAUGGAAGCCGAUCAAGCUCUGCCUGAGUGAGGCAGCUUUCAGCAAAUCAGGGCAGGGGGCAAUGUGGGGUACCUGUGGGGCGUACACUGAACGAUCGUACGAUGUUGCGCUUUCCACUAUCUCGCCGAGCUCGAUGUCCUUCCUCAGGAGCUCUUUCAUAUCUCUGGCAGGACGUCUGUGGGGUGGUGCGCUUUCCGGCAGUCACAAAUAGCACCUCAGCAGCGAAGACUUCAGACAAUCUCUUCUGGAGGCCAUUCUGUGCUGCCCCUGCUGAUGCUCAGACUCGCUUGGACCACGACAAGCGGAACGGUGUUUAUACCUUAACCUUCCUGGGUCAAGGGGAGCAUAGAAUCAACCCUGCUUUUGUGGCCGAGGUCGAGCGUCAGCUCGACACCGUGCUAGAAAACGAGUCUCCAAUUGCUCUGGUGACAGCUAACGAGGGUAGGUUCUGGUGCAACGGACUGGACAUUGACUGGGUGAAGGAAGACCCUAAGAUAAGGUUAGAACCAGGGGUUUUGUCGUUGCUCCGAUUGGUCAAAAGGUUUUUGGAGCUGCCAAUCCCAACUGUGGCGUCGAUCAACGGGCACGCUGCUGGGGGUGGUUUCGUGCUUGCGCUUGCAAAUGACUACAGGUAUAUGAGACGGAGUAAGAGCGUCCUCUACUUAAGCGGGGUCGACAUCGGUCUGCCGCACCCCCCCGGCGCGAACGCGCUCCUCCGAAGCAAGAUGCGGCCCGAAGUCUACCGGGACGCCGUCUUAUACGGCAUGAAAUUCAAUGGUGACAUGGCCGCGAGUGCAGGUCUGGUGCAGUGCGACCCGCUCGGGGAGAUCCCCUGGGAUGCUGACGUUCUCAAACACGCCGAAAAGUUUGCGUCUUUCUUGGCGCGACGGAAGUUUGACAGGGAGGUGUAUGGCGCGAUGAAACGAGACAUGUACAGCGAGGCUCUUGAGCUUCUCGAGAACGGCGGCAUAGGGCAGCUGGGCAGCAUGGGGCUGUUUGGGAAGAUCCUGAAAGGGGCAGAAUAGGAACGAUGCUGUACAGUAGUUUUAACCUGACCCUGUGUUGAGCAACGGGUCCCUAGGUUGCUAAGUCAUAACAGCUAGGGGAGUCGGACUCAGCCGUGCCCAGUUGGCAGCCUGAGAGGUUUUACUAGCCUUUGCCAUGAUCGACUCGCUCGUGGCUCAGCCUAGCUCGACGAGAAACCACUGAGAGACGAGUGCUCGCGAGUAUAGUCCGAAAACAAGCUCAAUCUUGAUCGGAAAUAUGAUACCUUCGGCAGGCUUCGACUCGGAAUUGUUAGUUUCGAGAGGACAAGCUACGUAUGAAAACAAAUUGCUGAGAAAAGUACGAACCAAGUUGAUUACCAGUAGCAUACGAAAUCAAAACAUCCUACAGAGCAUGGAAUAUAUGAAGUACCGCUCAUGAGCUAGUGUCUAGAGUGUUCAAAUCAAUU
This is a messenger RNA of Klebsormidium nitens, 1560 nucleotides long. The record is from the annotation of a GenBank genome assembly. Lineage: Eukaryota; Viridiplantae; Streptophyta; Klebsormidiophyceae; Klebsormidiales; Klebsormidiaceae.